AUGGGGGACGGGGGUGGGAGGGGUGAUGGGGUCUGUGGAAUCCACACCGACACUGUCCAUGCCCUGGCUGCCUCCUGCAAGAACCCUCAGGCCACCGAGAGCAUCUACAACAUCAAGGACCACCCAGCAGAGAAGUGGAUCUGUAUUUGUAUUUCCAGUGUGGAACAGCUGGUGACAGCCAAGCCCCCCUUCAGUCCUCUACUCUGGGAGUUCAUGAGGAAUGUCUACCCUGGAGGAAUCAGUUGCAUCGUCAGCAAAGGAGAUUGGCUACUCAGACUGGGUCACUCAGUACCAUGUCUGGGACCGGCCUACGACCGCGUGGGGACCAAGGACAGCAUUAUGAUCCGAGUCCCUGACCACACUGUCACCAGACAACUGUGUGACAUCACCGGUCCGCUUGCCAUCACCUCAGCCAAUCCCAGCGGAGAACCCGACAGCACGCACCACAACAUGGUCAUCAGUCGUCUGGGCCAUAAGCUCCAGGAUGUUUUGUGUGAUGGGGAUUCCAACGAGGUCGUAACCUCCACAGUGGUCAACUGCCUCUAG
This is a messenger RNA of Coregonus clupeaformis (lake whitefish), 546 nucleotides long. RefSeq names its product threonylcarbamoyl-AMP synthase-like. Gene Ontology annotation, biological process: regulation of translational fidelity. Gene Ontology annotation, cellular component: cytoplasm. The coding region runs from base 1 to 546 and encodes 181 amino acids. The record is from RefSeq and is a predicted model, not a curated record. The transcript has 4 exons. Lineage: Eukaryota; Metazoa; Chordata; Actinopteri; Salmoniformes; Salmonidae. Gene Ontology annotation, molecular function: nucleotidyltransferase activity; double-stranded RNA binding; tRNA binding.